Messenger RNA from Phlebotomus papatasi, 2189 nucleotides. RefSeq names its product protein crooked neck (gene crn). The record is from RefSeq and is a predicted model, not a curated record. Lineage: Eukaryota; Metazoa; Arthropoda; Insecta; Diptera; Psychodidae. The transcript is spliced from 4 exons. Gene Ontology annotation, molecular function: protein binding. Bases 136 to 2130 code for a protein of 664 amino acids. Gene Ontology annotation, biological process: spliceosomal complex assembly; mRNA splicing, via spliceosome. Gene Ontology annotation, cellular component: precatalytic spliceosome; Prp19 complex; post-mRNA release spliceosomal complex.
AGAAGAUGCCGUGGCGCUAGUGUUGGAAAGUAUAUUUUCUUGUUGCACACGCACAGAGGUUGUGUUAUCGUUUUUAAUUUUUAAUUUUUUACUAGUAAAACACACUUUCUACAUCUAUAUAACUUACUCUACAAGAUGGAUAAGUUCCAGAAGAUGCCUAAGAUUGCAAAGGUAAAAAACAAAGCUCCAGCUGAGGUGCAAAUUACAGCUGAGCAGCUUUUGCGGGAGGCCAAGGAGCGUGAUUUAGAGAUUCUUCCACCGCCUCCAAAACAGAAGAUUUCAGAUCCCACAGAGCUUAAAGAUUAUCAACAGAGAAAACGAAAGUUUUUUGAGGAUAAUCUGCGAAAGAAUCGAAUGGUGGUCAGCAAUUGGAUAAAAUAUGCACAGUGGGAAGAGUCCCAAAAGGAAAUUCAGCGUGCCAGAUCAAUCUGGGAGAGAGCUAUUGAUAAUGAUCACAUGAACAUCACUAUUUGGCUUAAGUAUGCAGAGAUGGAGAUGAAAAAUCGACAAGUGAAUCACGCAAGGAAUCUUUGGAAUCGCGCUGUGACCAUUCUUCCUAGAGUCAAUCAAUUUUGGUAUAAAUAUCUCUAUAUGGAAGAGAUGUUGGAAAAUAUUGAAGGAGCAAGGCAUGUUUUUGAGAGAUGGAUGGAGUGGCAACCGGAAGAGCAAGCAUGGCUCACAUACAUUAAGUUUGAAUUGAGGUAUAAAGAAACAGAAAACGCACGAAGAGUGUUUGAGAGGUUCGUGAUGGUGCAUCCGGAAGUGAAAAACUGGAUAAAGUUUGCUACCUUUGAGGAAAAUAAUGGCUUUAUAUCUAAUUCCCGAAAAGUUUACGAGAGAGCUGUCGAAUUUUUUGGUAAUGAACAUAUGAGUGAGAAACUCUUUCUUGCUUUUGCUCGUUUUGAGGAAAAUCACAAGGAACACGCUAGAGCCAGAGCAAUUUACAAAUAUGCUCUCGAUAAUCUUCCUCAAUCCACCUGCAAAGACAUUUAUCGUGCCUACACAAUUCACGAGAAGAAAUUCGGUGAUCGUGUUGAUAUAGAAAAUGCCAUUAUAUCGAAAAGGAAACUCCAAUAUGAGCAAGAACUCAGUGAAAAUCCUACAAACUAUGAUAUCUGGUUUGACUACAUACGUCUGCUCGAAAACAAUGAGGAUGAUAAGACCAUCAGAGAGACUUACGAAAGAGCAAUUGCUAAUAUUCCACCAACGCAAGAAAAGAGUUUCUGGAGAAGAUACAUCUAUCUUUGGAUUAACUAUGCUCUUUAUGAAGAAAUGAAGGUACACGACGAGGAGCGAACCAGAGAAAUAUACAGAACUUGCCUUCAGAUUAUUCCACACAAGAAAUUUACUUUUAGUAAAAUCUGGAUCUUGUAUGCACAAUUUGAAAUUCGGUGUAAGAACCUCAAGACAGCACGGAAAUUCCUUGGUAUGGCAAUUGGAAUGUGUCCCAGAGAUAAGAUUUUUCGUCAAUACAUAGAAUUAGAGAUACAGUUGAGGGAUUUCGAUAGAUGUCGUAUGAUCUACCAGAAAUUCUUAGAAAACAGCCCAGAAAAUUGUACGACAUGGAUCAAAUUUGCAGAAUUAGAAACUCUUCUAGGGGAUUUUCAACGAGUUCGUGCCAUCUUUGAGUUAGCCCUACAGCAACCACGUUUGGAUAUGCCGGAACUUCUGUGGAAGGCUUACAUUGAUUUUGAAAUAGCCCAGGGGGAAGAUGAGAUGGUAAAGACUCUCUAUGAGCGUCUACUAGAGAAAACUGUUCAUUUUAAAGUAUGGAUUUCGUAUGCAAAAUUCCUCAUAAAAAUUGGAAAUGAUCCUGGUAAUAUUCGAAAGAUCUUCGAUAGAGCUAAUGCAUCUCUCAGGAGUGCAGCUGACAAUGAUUCAAGGGUGCUACUCCUUGAAGCAUGGCGAGAUUUUGAGAAAGAGCACGGUACUGAGGAAUCUCAGAAGAGUAUUAUGGAAAAGAUGCCACGAUGUGUGAAGGUCAGGCAGAAGAUUGUCACUGAUGCUGGACACGAGAGAUGGCAGGAAGUCUUUAACUAUAUCUUCCCUGAAGAUGAUAAUUAUAGACCAAAUAGCAAACUUCUGUCUGCGGCUAAAAGUUGGAAAAAAAACAAGGAACAGGACACGUAAGAUUUCUCUCCUUGAGUUUCCACGUUCGUUGGAGAAUAAAGAUUUAUAAUAUAAAGGUA